Messenger RNA from Racocetra persica, 511 nucleotides. NCBI's taxonomy places the organism in Eukaryota, Fungi, Glomeromycota, Glomeromycetes, Diversisporales, Gigasporaceae. The record is from the annotation of a GenBank genome assembly.
AUGUGCCUUUACGAUUUUCACAGAGACGAUAUAUUUGAAACUAAAAGAAUAUUGGAAAAAGUGACACCUGCGAUUGACAAAUGUGAUGAACAAGUGAACAAUUUUUCAUCAUCAUAUUACAAAAAAUUUUUAACAAUAGAAGAAGCUAACGAAGAAUUUGAAAGAUGCCAAUCAAGAAUUAAAAGAAAGAAAGAAAAAUUAAGUUCUAACGAUAAAAUAGUUAUAUACACAGAUGGUUCUCACAAAAAUAACCAAAAAGGAUCUUAUGCUAGUAUUGGAGUUUAUCAUGAAGAUGAAAGUAAAGAAAUCACUAAACCUUUAUCUGGAGAUUUACAAACUAAUAAUCGUGCAGAAUUAUAUGUAGUGAUUCGCGCGUUAGAAACAUGUGAGGAUCAAUAUAGAAGACCUGGACAGGUAUAUUUUACACAUGUUUUUGGACAUAAAGGUGUAACCAGAAAUGAAUUAGCUAACAAAUUAGCUAAACAAGGUGCUAUAAUUAAAAUAAAUGAGA